Setaria italica (foxtail millet) is the source of this 1149-nucleotide messenger RNA. Its product is annotated as aspartic proteinase nepenthesin-1. Gene Ontology annotation, cellular component: extracellular region. The transcript has a single exon. The coding region runs from base 1 to 1149 and encodes 382 amino acids. Lineage: Eukaryota; Viridiplantae; Streptophyta; Magnoliopsida; Poales; Poaceae. The record is from RefSeq and is a predicted model, not a curated record. Gene Ontology annotation, molecular function: aspartic-type endopeptidase activity. Gene Ontology annotation, biological process: proteolysis.
AUGACCCGCAUCGAACCGGCCAUAAACCUAACACGGGCUGCUCAUAAGUCUCACCAACGGCUGUCGAUGCUCGCCGACCGGCUCGACGCUACCUCGGGCGGCGCGCAGGCCCCGCUGCAGCUUGACGGUGACGGCGGCGCCUACGACAUGAACUUCUCCAUCGGCACGCCGCCGCAGAAGCUGUCGGCGCUCGCCGACACCGGCAGCGACCUCAUCUGGGUCAAGUGCGGUCCGUGCACCCAGUGCGCACCGCAGGGCUCGCCAUCCUACUACCCGAACACCUCCUCGUCUUUCUCCUUGCUAUCGUGCUCCAGCGGCCUCUGCCGUAAUCUGGAAUCCCAGUCGCUCGCGUCGUGCGCCGUCGGCGGCGCCGAGUGCGACUACCGGUACCUCUACGGCCUCGCCGCCGACUCGCACCACUACACGCAGGGUUACCUCGGAAGCGAGAUCUUCACGCUCGGCGGCGACGCCGCGCCGGGAAUCGGCUUCGGCUGCACGAACAUGUCGGAGGGCGGCUACGGCACCGGCUCCGGCCUCGUUGGGCUCGGCCGUGGGCCGCUAUCCCUCGUCUCGCAGCUCAACGCCGGCGCCUUCUCGUACUGCCUCGCCAGCGACGCCUCCAAAGCGAGCCCUCUCCUGUUCGGCUCCGGCGCCUUGACGGGUGCCGGCGUCCAGUCCACGCCGCUUAUCUCGGGCGCCAGCCCCAGCUUCUACACCGUCAACCUGAAGAGCAUCUCGAUCGGCGCGGCGACGUCGCCGGGGACCGGGAGUGGCGGCAUCAUCUUCGACUCCGGCACGACGGUGGCGUUCCUCGCGGAGCCGGCGUACUCGCUGGCGAAAGCGGCGCUCCUGUCGCAGACGACGAACCUCACCUUAGCGCCGGGCAGGGCCGGGUUCGAGGUCUGCUUCCUGACGCCCCCCAGCGGAGACGCCUUCCCGACCAUGGUGCUGCACUUCGACGGCGGCGACAUGGCCCUGCCGACGGAGAACUACUUCGGGGAGGUGGUUACUGGCGUGACCUGCUGGAUCGUGCAGAGGUCGCCGAGCCUGUCUAUUGUCGGCAACAUCAUGCAGAUGAACUUCCACGUCCGGUACGACGUCGACAAGUCGGUGCUGUCCUUCCAGCCGGCUAACUGCAACAGCCUCUGA